Peromyscus californicus insignis is the source of this 2187-nucleotide messenger RNA. RefSeq lists its product as uncharacterized. The coding region runs from base 1 to 609 and encodes 202 amino acids. NCBI's taxonomy places the organism in Eukaryota, Metazoa, Chordata, Mammalia, Rodentia, Cricetidae. The record is from RefSeq and is a predicted model, not a curated record. The transcript is spliced from 2 exons.
AUGCACCUCCAUGCCUCUGAAGAGCUAGAAGGAGCAAGCUCCCACAUCUCAAACAGGCUGCGCCGUCCCUCGCCCCCUCAACCACCGGUCUCCGCUUCCCUCCCACGAAGCCUCUCCCAAGUCGCCGCACCCCUGCGUGGCACCACGCUCGCCGCCUACAGGGAAGCUGAGUUGCAGGGCGCAGUUCAGGUUCCUGCGCCCGGGGCUGCGGCCCCUCAGGCCUGCACCGCCCAGACAGCCGUCCGCGACCGCCUGCCUGCGAGGCGGCAGCGGAGGGGUAAGCGCGGCCGGGCCGGGCACGCAGGGGCCACGCGCGGCCUGCCUGGCUCAUCCCGCCCCGCAGCUCCUACCUGGGCGGCCCGCGGCUUCCGGCGCAGCACAGCAAUCGCAGCCCCGCGGCGCAGCAACCCGCGGGAGGCGCAACGCUGCGGACUCAGCUCCGCCCGCUCUUCCCACGCUCCGCGCCCGCGCCGCGCCACCCUGCGGCCAAGUCCGGCGCUGCGCCUGCCGGGAACGCGGUCGCCUCCGCCCAUCCAUGCGAAAAGCCGCAGAGGAUCUGACCAGCCAGCCAACCACAUUCUCGCCGCCAAUAGGCCCGCCCUAAUCUGAGGGCGGCUCCAGAGCUGUCCUUUUCUUCACUGGUCCUGGUUCUUCUGACCUUCCCUUCCCAAGUUUCUCUCUCAUGACACCUCGCAUAAGGUCUCCAAGGACUCCUGGAGAAAGGACUGACAUAUUCAUGUUUGCCUAUGAAAUCCUGGACCAGCUGAAUUCAAGCUGCUUCUGGAAGGUGUUGCUAUUGUCUUUUCUUUUUAAGGCUUCAGAACACAGGACCAUUUGUACAAAGAUUUUUACUGAAAGCAGGGCACAGCACAGGAUACUUACAGGUUCACCAAUGCAGCCAUAUCUAAAGUCCUCUAUUGAUGCUCCAAGAUACUCCUUCCCAGCUGUUCUGCACCCUGAGCCCUGCUGCUAUCAUGUUUCCAUCUCUCUAAGACUCUCAGCCAUCUCUCUACUGCCUCCUAUAUCUUUCUGCAAACAGUAGAUUAUUAUGCAAAGAAAUUUAGUUUUUGGACAAAGUCUCCACUCUAGGCUAUUUUCAGUCUGAGGUCAGAGAAAAAUUAUAUCUGCCCUUCCUCUUAAAGAUGUUUGGGUAUGCCGGGCGGUGGUGGCGCACGCCUUUAAUCCCAGCACUCGGGAGGCAGAGCCAGGCGGAUCUCUGUGAGUUCGAGGCCAGCCUGGGCUACAAAGCGAGUCGCCAGGAAAGGCGCAAAGCUACACAGAGAAACCCUGUCUCGAAAAACCAAAAAAAAAAAAAAAGAUGUUUGGGUGUGCCUAUAUGAAUUUAUGUGUACCAUGUCUUAUGCUGAUGCCUACAGAGGCCAGAGAGCAGGAGAUCCCCUAGAACUGAAGUUACAGGUGAUUGUAAGCCACCCAAUGUGGGUAUUAAGAGCAGAACUCACAUUCUCUACAAGAACAAUAAGCUUUCUUAGCCACUUCAGUCCCAUUGUCUGCUCUUUAACCAGAUGUUACUAAAGAGUUUUCUUUUACCAAUGAGCAAAGUACUUCUAAGAUUAAUUCUGCCCCACCCUAAUGAAGGCAUAGGGCAGUAAUUUGUGGCAUAGCAUCUUUUUAUAUAUUAUUUCCCCCUUUUUCAUAAAUGAAGAAACAGAAGUAAGGGGGUUUGAAAUGUAAUACACUCAAGGUCACAUAGCUAAUAUCAGAGCUAAAUCCAAUUGUAGACUGUCUGACUCCAGAGCCUCAUGGAUUGACCACAAAGCAGCUCAGGCAGGUCCAAGCAGUUCUAUUCAUGAUUCUAGGGUAACUCAAGAAAUCCUCCCAUGAGAGAGUCUUGGGGCUCAGAGGAAAGUGAAUUGAUUGAGCAAGGCCAAUGACAUUCAGAUGAGUUAGAGCUUAGAAUAACUGCUGGCCUAUAGUUUCGUGUCAGAGACCCUUAAGUUGCCAGAUUCACCUGCUGAUGCUGCUGUCUCUGAAUUACACUGCGCUGUGUUCAUCUUUGGUAAGCUGUGAUCAGGGAAGACAAGGCAGGCUUUCUUUUGCUUAUUGAAUCCAAACUUCUUAGGUAAAACAAUUUCAUCAAUUUGGUUGCCAGUGAUGUCUAAAAUGGCUAGCAAAAUGAAGAAGGCUUCUCCAAAAGUUCCAUUAAAAAGCUACAAAAAGAACGAUUCA